Molecule: messenger RNA, 2174 nt
Organism: Mycetomoellerius zeteki
Lineage: Eukaryota; Metazoa; Arthropoda; Insecta; Hymenoptera; Formicidae
Product: CTD small phosphatase-like protein 2
Exons: 8
Coding region: 380-2074 (564 amino acids)
Molecular function (GO): phosphatase activity
Source: RefSeq, a predicted model, not a curated record
ACGUCGGGUGUCGAAACAGCAAUCCGACACCUGUCGACAUCAUCGAAACCGUCACCUGGGUGGGAGGUUCGUGCGCCGCUCGUCAUUCGUCCCAUCGCACGGCGGAAAUAAAUGCGCGUCAGCGCGGGUAGCGCGGAUCGCGGUGCCGAGGCCACGGCGCCGCGCUUGACGCCGCGAGUGCUUGUCGACGGUGACGCCGUCGGCCAUGUUUGUUGUGUAGUUUCGGAGGGAUGAUAAGCGCACGCGACGGCGUCGAGAGAUUUUGAAUGAGACGCGUGUGUGAGCCUCGGCCGCGUUACGUCCGUUCCGUGCCGGUGUGCGAGCGCGCCGGCCGCCGCCGACUCGCCGCGGAGUAUGGACACUUAACAACUUUGUUGAAAUGUGGCUGAGAAGCGAACGGAUUAGCAGGAGAUUGCGUGGCCGUUUAAGCGGUGUAACGGCAUCAAAGGCAACUGGCCAUCGAGCGCAAGUUGCAAGAAAAGUACAACAUAUUAGUAACAGUAGUCGAGUAAUAACGUCAAGUAAAUGCAGCCGAUUGAGUCAGUGGCGACGUAGAUCAUCCAGUUUUUUAAAAGAAGCUUGUAAAGAAAAUGUUUUACACUUUGCCAAAUCCACGCCUAUUAGACGGGAAAGAGGACCUCGCAGAAGAAAAUGCAUAAAACGGUCGAUGGUUACAUCGACCCCUUUGCAUCGUGCUCCGCCAAUUGACACAGUUAUUUCUGCUAAAAACGCAUCGCCAUCUAAAGCUUCGGAGGAAUCCAAGGAAAAUUGGAAUGGCGGAUCUACUACUCUGCCUCUUUUCUCGUCAGUAACUAAUACGGACUCGCGAAGUUUGAUGAUACCGCCGAUACAUGACUUGAAAUCUUCCAUACCAAGUGUAUCUUCGUUGGCGUGUCUAAUGCCUCCGGUAUCUCUAGGAUCGCAGUCAGAUCUCACAUGCUUGCUUGAUGAUGAAGGAAGCAAGAACAACGAUACUACACUACCGUCAUCGAUACACUACUCCUCUUUAUACGCGCAUGCCGAAACGUCUGCAGAAUAUUACAGUUUGAUGCACUCAACGUCGAUAUAUAACGUCCGUACCGCGUACAACUCGUCCGACAAAUACUUCCCGAACGGAGGAAAGUACUCGCUAAUCGAUAACAAUGAAAACCGCGGCGAUCUCCCAAAAGAUCAAUAUGCUAUUGAAACAGACCCAACAAAAUAUGAAACAACUGCUGGAUAUCCCAGUACAAAAUACAGUAUACCAGCAAGUAUGUACAAUAUAAAUCCUCAUCAUCCAUCUGAUACGAAUGGCAAUCUUAGUGACAAAUAUGAUUCCGAGGACGUCGGCAGUCGUUAUCACGAGGUUGAAUACAUGGAGGUGGGUAGCGAGGAGAUAGUAGAAUCUUGCGAUGUAGAGAACAUGGUUACUCAAGUUCAGGAAGAUUGGGAGCCAUUCGAUCCUUAUGUCUUCAUCAAGCACUUGCCGCCUCUUACGCCGGCGAUGAGAGCAAGAUGUCCGGCUCUACCACUCAAAACACGGAGUAGUCCGGAGUUCAGUCUGGUCCUGGAUUUGGAUGAAACAUUGGUUCACUGCAGUCUGCAAGAACUAUCUGACGCGGCAUUUCGCUUCCCGGUAGUCUUUCAAGACGUAACGUACACGGUAUUCGUUAGAACGCGACCGUACUUCCGCGAAUUCCUUGAACACGUCUCGUCGCUCUACGAGGUGAUUUUAUUCACGGCGAGCAAACGAGUGUACGCCAACAAACUGAUGAAUUUACUGGAUCCAACACGGAAGCUGAUCAAGUAUCGUCUGUUCAGGGAGCACUGUGUAUGCGUUAAUGGAAAUUACAUAAAGGACUUGUCCAUCUUAGGCAGAGAUCUAUCUAAAACCGUCAUCAUUGACAACAGUCCACAAGCAUUUGGAUAUCAGUUAGAAAAUGGUAUACCUAUAGAAAGUUGGUUUGCCGAUCGUUCAGAUAACGAACUAAUGAAAUUAUUACCGUUUUUAGAAAAUCUGGUAAACUGGGGAGGUGACGUAAGGCCACGCAUUAGAGAACAGUUCCGACUAUUCAGCUUUCUACCACCGGAUUAAUUUAAAUAGCAUACACAUAAAAUUUAAGGUUGAAGUAUCUCGCAACCAACAAAAAAAAGAAAAAAUACAAAAUAUCUUAAAAGAUACUACAGGGCUGGGU